AUGGCUCCUGCCGCCGCCAUUGCUCCCUCGCCCGCCUUCCGCCUCUCCGCCAUCGCUUCUCUUUCCGCGCGGUUCCGCGCCUCUUCCCCACUUGCCGCCAUCCCCGCUGCAAGCUCCGCUGGAGUUCAGCGCCGCAAUGCCGCAAAGAGCGUUUUCGCAACGGUAGGCGACGCCGCGUCGCCAAUGGAAGUGCGACGAGGAGGCCCUCCGUCGUCGCCGUCGUUGUCGUCAGCGAGCGACGCGCGUCGCAUCCCGCGGGGAAUUGCGGCUCGUGCCGCACAGCACUCCGUCGUCGCGGCGACGGCGGCGGCGGGGGAUGCGGCGAGCCUCCCCGAGGCGCUGCUGUUCGACUGCGACGGCGUGCUGGUUGACACGGAGAGGGACGGCCAUCGCGUGUCGUUCAACCAGGCGUUCGAGGAGAAAGGGCUGGGAGUGACGUGGGACGUGCCACUCUAUGGCGAGCUGCUCAAGAUUGGAGGCGGCAAGGAGCGAAUGACCCACUACUUCAAUCAAGUGGGCUGGCCACAAGCAGCGCCCAUCGACCCUUCAGAGCGAGCAGCUUUCGUGGCAGGGCUCCACAAGAGCAAGACGGCACUCUUCAUGCAGCUUGUGGAAACGGGUGCUUUGCCCCUGCGACCAGGCGUGGCACGCCUCAUUGACGAGGCACUGGCAGCGGGUGUCCGGGUGGCGGUGUGCAGCACGUCGAAUGAGAAGGCGGUGGGGGCAAUUGUGAGAGUCAUGCUGGGGGAGGAGAGGGCGCAGCACAUGCGGAUAUUCGCCGGGGAUGUGGUUCCUAAGAAGAAACCCGAUCCGGCCAUCUACAACCUAGCUGCCACCACUCUCAGCCUCAACCCUGCACGCUGUGUGGUCAUAGAGGACAGUCACAUCGGCCUCACGGCUGCCAAGGCGGCCGGAAUGACCUGUGUCCUACACGGCGGACGAGGACUUUUCAGCGAUGCGUGUUUGACGCCAUUGGUGACUCAUAUGACUCGCACCCUGUGCUCCUGUUCUGCUGUUUCACCUACCCACCUUCCCCACCUGCCCCCCCUCCCCCUCCUUCGCCCCUCUCCCACCAGCUACACGGAAGACGAGGACUUCUCAGCAGCCGAUGCCGUGUUUGACGCCAUUGGUGACACUCCAGCUGACGGCUUUGACCUUCCAUUCCUCGCCUCGCUGCUGUGA
Closterium sp. NIES-65 is the source of this 1182-nucleotide messenger RNA. The record is from the annotation of a GenBank genome assembly. NCBI's taxonomy places the organism in Eukaryota, Viridiplantae, Streptophyta, Zygnematophyceae, Desmidiales, Closteriaceae.